AUGCUUGUCCCCUUCUUCCUCGCUCUCUCCCUGGCCCUCGUCGCCAGUGCGUCGGCAGCAGCCUCCGCGGCGGCUGCGGCGGGCGUGCCACCGGCCUCGGCGCCGUGGGUGCCCAUCGCCGACACCGGCAACUUCUUCUACCGGCAGGUGGGCAACUUCUCGCUGCUGAUCCGGGCGCUGGUGUUCAGGGAGUACCUCGACCUGGUGGAAGUGGUCUCCGGGAGCGUGCAGGCCGCCGGCGCCGGCAACAACUACAGCCUCCUCCUGCGGGCAGCGGACCGGAACGGGACCGUCGGCCGGUACCAGACGGUGGUCUGGGGCGUGCCCGGGUCCAGGGACUGGACGUGGAAGGUCAUCUCGUUCCAGCGCAUCACCGGCAACUGA
This is a messenger RNA of Panicum hallii, 384 nucleotides long. Its product is annotated as cysteine proteinase inhibitor 8-like. Lineage: Eukaryota; Viridiplantae; Streptophyta; Magnoliopsida; Poales; Poaceae. The record is from RefSeq and is a predicted model, not a curated record. The transcript has a single exon. Gene Ontology annotation, molecular function: cysteine-type endopeptidase inhibitor activity. Bases 1 to 384 code for a protein of 127 amino acids.